AUGGAGCCCGACAAGUAUCUUUCAGGACUUCCUUGUAACGGAAUCUCACGGAUACACAGCGAGACCCCCGCUCCAGAUAAAGUGUUUCUUGAAGCCUGCAACAUUUAUUUCAGACAUUGUCACAACAAACCAUUUGGAUUUUUCAAUGCCACUUUCUUUUAUCAAAAAGUCCAACAAAACCAAGUCCCUCUCCAUCUAAAACUAGCCUUGAUUGCCUCCGCCACGCGCUACUCGUCGCGCUCACAAUGGAUGGAAAGAAAACGGAGUACGAUUGACAGCUAUGCUCGGUGCUCAUGGGAAUUGAUUACGACAUCCUCCAACCCACUCGACAAAGAUGACGAUGUGGACGUCAUACAGUCUCUGGUGAUAUUGGCGGCUAUCGAUUUGACCGCGGGCCGGCGUCGACAGGCUUGGGUGAAAAUUGGCAUGUCGGUGCGAAUCGCCCAAGACUUAGAUAUGAUGAUGGAGCCACCUUCCAAUCUCCCUGAGCUCGAGCGCGACGAGCGACGCAAUUUAUUUUGGUCGCUGUACAUUCUAGACCGCUUCGUAUGCUGCUCUUUCCAACGACCACCCGCUAUUCACGAUGUUGAUUUGCACCUCAACCUGCCGACACAUUAUCGCUCUGAAAAACGACUACCCUCUUUAUCACUCAGUGAGCUGUUCAACGAGAAGGUCCGGAGUCUUUCGCCUCGCUCAGGAAUGUUCGGCAUCAGCAUUGGGUUUGUUUCGUGCUUGGGCCGCACUACCAAAUACAUGAUGAGCAAGUUGAGGUGCCAGUCAAUACCUCCUUGGACCUCUGGCUCUGAACAUGCCUUGAUACACCGGGAUCUGGAGUAUCUGAAGCAGCUUGCUGUACAAAAUGGUCCCAUUCCCGGCGCGCCAAUUCAAUCACCGCCCCAAAAUAAUUCUCCGAAACCCGACCGGGAGCAGAUCUCACAUAUGGUCCUCUCCCAUACGCUAUAUCAUUUAUGCCUUUGUAUUCUCAAUCAUCCCUUCUUGAUCGGGCUGAAAAUUGAAUCCCGUUCACAUUCCGAUAUGCCAUUGAUAUGGCUAGAAGAUACGCGCAAGCGAGCUCUAUCCAAUGCUGGGUCUUUGAUCACAGUCCUCCUUGAAGCAAAGGCUGCAGGGUAUAUGCCAAUCACCUCGAUGUACAGCUACAGCAUGGUGCUAGCUAGCACGAUCCAUGGGAUAUUUAUGCAUUGCGAUAAUGCUUCAAUCCGUCAAAGCUCAGCAGAAAAUUUGAAACCUGCCUUUGAAUAUCUUUCCGAGAUGUUUGAUCUAUGGGACAAUGCGCAUAUCAUGGCAAGCGCUUUGGAAAACUUCAUCACCCAUUGUCCAAGAUACAGCGAGAUACUUCUACGCAACGAACCAUGCACGAGUGAACUCACCACAACAGAGACAACUAUCUUGAAAUACGUUGUUGAUUAUUGGGCAAUGAUGGAUUCUCGGAAUCCGGUCUUCCAAGAGGCUUUGUCAACAGAAUCUGCAGACCGCCAAGUGACAAGUCCGGACUGCCUGACUCCUCCAACUUCGAUUCCCAUGGACGACAGUCCGGAUAGACAUUAUACAGCAAUUGAUGUGGACCCGGACAUUUUGGUUGCGUAUCCACUUCCAGUCAUUUCCCCGAUUCCAUCAGAUCAUGGCUCACCAAAAUGGGAUUGGGAUCAAGAAUUGGACUUGAGUCCUUCAUGA
Molecule: messenger RNA, 1692 nt
Organism: Penicillium pulvis
Lineage: Eukaryota; Fungi; Ascomycota; Eurotiomycetes; Eurotiales; Aspergillaceae
Product: fungal specific transcription factor domain-containing protein
Exons: 4
Coding region: 1-1692 (563 amino acids)
Biological process (GO): DNA-templated transcription
Cellular component (GO): nucleus
Molecular function (GO): zinc ion binding; DNA binding
Source: RefSeq, a predicted model, not a curated record